AUGAGACCUCCAAGAGGCGGUGGAUUCAGGGGACGGAGUGAUGGCGGCGGCGGUAGGGGCCGAGGAAGAGGAGGUGGAGGUAGAGGAGAAGGAAGAGGAGGAAGCAGGGGCCGUGGCUUCGGUGGUGGGCGAGGAGCCGGCCGAGGAGGUAUGAGGGGGAGAGGAGGCCGUGGAGGGAUGAAGGGCGGAAGUAAGGUCGUGGUGCAGCCCCACCGACAUGAUGGUGUUUUCGUUGCAAAGGGAAAAGAAGACGCCCUCUGCACAAAGAAUAUGGUUUCCGGUGAAUCCGUGUACGGCGAGAAGCGUAUUUCUGUUCAGAAUGAGGAUGGAACCAAGGUGGAAUAUAGGGUGUGGAAUCCAUUUAGGUCAAAGCUGGCAGCAGCGAUUCUUGGUGGUGUUGAUAAUAUUUGGAUUGCUCCUGGCUCUCGGGUACUUUACCUUGGGGCUGCAUCAGGGACUACAGUAUCACAUGUUUCUGAUAUUGUUGGGCCGACUGGAAUGGUCUAUGCUGUUGAAUUUUCAAAUAGGAGUGGUAGGGACCUAGUAAACAUGGCAAAGAAGCGCACCAAUGUUAUUCCAAUAAUUGAGGAUGCAAGACAUCCUACUAAAUAUCGCAUGUUAGUUGGAAUGGUGGAUGUUAUUUUCUCUGAUGUUGCUCAGCCGGAUCAGGCAAGAAUUUUAGGUUUGAAUGCUUCAUUUUUUCUCAAAAAUGGUGGCCAUUUUGUCAUCUCAAUCAAGGCGAACUGUAUUGACUCCACAGUGCCUGCUGAGGCAGUGUUCGCCCAGGAAGUAAAGAAACUGCAGGCUGAUCAAUUCAAGCCCUUUGAACAGGUUACUCUUGAACCUUUUGAACGUGACCAUGCCUGCGUUGUUGGUGCUUACAGAGUGCCAAAGAAGAAGAAGCUAGACUCUUAAAAUUUUUUGAUGUGGCUUGAAUGUUUUACCCUUGAUUUUUCUCUUGAGUGUUGUACUUUCUUAUUAGAACUCUUGAUACCCAUUAUGGCUUAACUUAUUCUAGUUAUAAUUUGCAAAAUAAUUAGAAGCCUUUUUAGCUUAUUAUAUCCCACAUGAAUGUGUGGUGGCAGUCAUGAGCUUAUAUAUUGGUAAGGUAGCAUGCAAGGAGUGAUUGUGGCCAUAAUAUAUGGAGACUAAUUACAUAUGUUGAUUUAUUCCCUCAAAUGUUAUGUAGUAGCUUAACAAUCCUCAUGAAAUAUCAAUUGAGCUAAUUAUUCA
This is a messenger RNA of Dendrobium catenatum, 1233 nucleotides long. Its product is annotated as mediator of RNA polymerase II transcription subunit 36a. Gene Ontology annotation, molecular function: histone H2AQ104 methyltransferase activity; rRNA methyltransferase activity; RNA binding. Gene Ontology annotation, cellular component: nucleolus; small-subunit processome; box C/D methylation guide snoRNP complex. Gene Ontology annotation, biological process: rRNA methylation; box C/D sno(s)RNA 3'-end processing. The record is from RefSeq and is a predicted model, not a curated record. Lineage: Eukaryota; Viridiplantae; Streptophyta; Magnoliopsida; Asparagales; Orchidaceae. The coding region runs from base 1 to 915 and encodes 304 amino acids. The transcript has 7 exons.